AUGGGGGAUCCCAGGUUUGCUGUUCCAUAUAAUGACCCAUAUGACGCUCCAAUGAGCCCGAGCUUUUUCAAUUUCAGCAACCCCACACUAGCCGAUUUAACCUUUAAUGAUGGAGCCAGUGCAGCACUACCCCCCCAACAAAGUGAUUUUCAUCAUGGAGUUCAACAGGGUAAUGAUGGAGCCACUGCAUUGCCCCAACAACAAAGUUUUUAUCCUGGAGGUCAACAGGGUAAUACUGCACUCACCCAUCAAAGUUAUCAUGGAGUUCAACAGGGAAAUAAUGAUCUUACCUAUUCGGAAUUUGAUCCAAUGAUUCAAGAUAACUUGGUGUAUAAUAAUUUUCCCUAUGGAGGAGCAGAGAACUUUGAAGCGGGUUCAUCACAAAUGCAUGUGAAUAUGGAUCAAAGUCAGCAGACAAAUGAGAAUUUGGGGUCUCAGAAUCCCAACCAAGUAAUGGCACUUGCUGCGUAUUGGCCCCAAACACAAGCCCCCUUUUUUUGCAGUUGCUGUCAUGUCCUGAGAGAAAUAGUUUACACUAAUGGUAUUAACUUCGAAAAGCUUGAGAUACACGGAAGGCUCGGGAUUGUUACCCAUGCAAUUCACUAUAAGAAUAUCACGAAUGGGGGCCCUUCUUCAAGCAACCAUCAAUAUGAAAUGAUUGAUUUUUGUAGUAGAAGCAUUAAUGAAGUCAAGCAUUUCCUAGUAGAGUACUGUCAGGGGAAAACUAAAACAGGCUACACUAUUUUGCAAGAACAUCUCUCUGUCUAUUAUGAGGCCCUCUGCGUUGGACUAGACUGGACUGAUGAUCUAAAUGAUGACUUCACUGAUUUGAAUCCAUCAGGAGGAGCACAAGCUGAUGACAUGGAACAAGAAGCUCCUAGACUUUGCCUAGCAGCACAGUUUUUGACUAGUUAUCCUAUUGUUUUUGGGCGCAUUGCACAGAGGGAGAGAGCAGGAAGGAUGACAUUGAGUGAUUUUAGCAAUUACUUUCAUUUACCUAUUGACGAAGCAGCGAAACAAGUGAACUUAUGCCCCACUGUCAUGAAGAAAAUUUGCCGUAAGGCAGGAUUAGUUCGAUGGCCUUUCAGAAAGGUUAAGAGCCUUUCGAAACAGAUCUCAAUACUCAGAAAAACAUCAUUAGAAUCAGCAGAUGCAGCCACAAAGGCAACAACUGAAGCGGAAAUUAACAGACUUAAAGAAGAAAUGAUCCAGCAUUGUGGUGGAAUUGCGCCAACUGCAUUAAAUUUUGAGAAUGCCAACCUAUUAUAG
This is a messenger RNA of Gastrolobium bilobum, 1269 nucleotides long. RefSeq lists its product as uncharacterized. Lineage: Eukaryota; Viridiplantae; Streptophyta; Magnoliopsida; Fabales; Fabaceae. The transcript has 6 exons. Gene Ontology annotation, molecular function: DNA-binding transcription factor activity. The coding region runs from base 1 to 1269 and encodes 422 amino acids. The record is from RefSeq and is a predicted model, not a curated record.